CCGAUAUGAGAACUUGGAUUCUAAAAUUGAAACUCAAUCUUUAAGAACUAGGUCUCAGAACCGGGUUCUAAAGUCCGGAACUUAUGAACUUUUACCAUCCCCUGACACUUUUCCAAACAAAUUAUUUUUAUUGCAAUUUUCUUAA
Molecule: messenger RNA, 145 nt
Organism: Racocetra persica
Lineage: Eukaryota; Fungi; Glomeromycota; Glomeromycetes; Diversisporales; Gigasporaceae
Source: the annotation of a GenBank genome assembly